Molecule: messenger RNA, 4631 nt
Organism: Oncorhynchus masou masou (cherry salmon)
Lineage: Eukaryota; Metazoa; Chordata; Actinopteri; Salmoniformes; Salmonidae
Product: cyclin-dependent kinase inhibitor 1-like
Exons: 3
Coding region: 71-805 (244 amino acids)
Biological process (GO): regulation of mitotic cell cycle; signal transduction by p53 class mediator
Cellular component (GO): nucleus
Molecular function (GO): cyclin-dependent protein serine/threonine kinase inhibitor activity
Source: RefSeq, a predicted model, not a curated record
GAAGGUUGACUAGAUCACGUUGAAAUUCAACGUGACUUAUGGUCUUGGAACGCAGCCUUUGCGAAACGUGAUGCAAUGCCAACAUAAGAAUGUGUCACAUUCAAAAGAGCUGGGAAAAUGGGUCCUACGUGCCAAGAUAUUUUACUUAGAGAGUAUAACUCUGGCACAGUGCAGCAAGUCUUUGCGCGCAGUUCGAAUCUUACCCCUCACGGAACUUCAAAACUUUCUUAUGAUGAAAACGAGGGACAUUAAGAUGGCGGCAUCAUCAUUAUCAUCUGACAGGGCCAUGCUGGUCUGUCGGAGUGUCGAGGAGCUGAAGCGCAGGGCCCAGGGCCCGGUGAGGAGGAACUUGUUUGGGCCUGUGGACCACGAGCAGCUGCAACAGGAUUUCCAGAGGCACCUGGGUAUGAGCGUGGAGUCGGCCAACAAGCGCUGGGACUUUGACUUCAACACCGGCCAGCCGUCUGCCAAGGGCGCCAGCGUGGAGUGGGAGGAGAUGAAAUGCCAGGAUGUGCCGGCGUUCUACCACAGCUGUGUGUUGAGGAAGCCGGUGAUUGGCAUCGACGGGCAGAGGGCGGGGAGAGAGAAUGUUAGGUUGGCGCGGGCAUCGUCUCCAGGGUUGUCCAGCUGUGGGGAGGAGUACCUGGAGGUGACCACCAGGGAGAGCUAUAGGAUCCAGAGGCCAGAGAAGAAGAUGGCCAGCCAGAGGGCAGGAGCAGUCAAACGGAGACAAGCCGCCAUAACAGAAUUCUUUGUCGUGAAGAAGAGGACGACCAUGCAUCACAAACAGUCCUCUUGGCAGUAAACACAGCCCAGGAAAGAGUGCAAUUCAGUGGGCAUGCUCCGUUUGGAAAUCACCUCAUUAAGAUGGAUAUAUAAUUUCUGCAGCGUUCUGUAGCGACUCUGACGGUCGAAGGGCUCAUAGCUACAAUAUGUCUUAAAGGAAGUGGAAAAGGAAGUGGAAAUGAUGGAUGUUUGUAUAUAUAUUUAUAUAGCUGUAUUUCAUCUAUAUUUUCUAAGCUUGUAUUAUUGUCUAAGCUUUAGAUUAUACUGUGAAAUAAUUCAAAUGCACUCAUCAGGAAAAAAACACAAUGGCUUUGUUGUAAGAGAUUUCUUCCAACAGUACCCUUGGUGUAGUAUUUAACUCCGAACCACUUCGGCCCACACUCUAACAACCUCUCUAAGAGUAGUUCAACUAUUCCUGACCUCACUCCACGUGUCGUCGUCAGUUUCACCACGGCUGUAAAAGUAUCAGCCACGCGAGUAAGAGGCCCCGGGGUCACCUCAGGUCAAAUUGGUAACGUGACCAUGAUUAGCCUAGGGUGCAAAGGUCAACUGUGAAGUUCCAGCACUUAGGCUAUCAGGCAUCGGUAUGAUAAUGAUACAUCUUAUUGAGCAGUAGUACUUCUCAGUAAAUGUCUAUUAUUACGGUAAUUGUUUUAUUCUUAAGCCUUUUGGUGUGAGUAUUAUUACAGAGUGAUAUUUGGUGUCAGUAGGAAACGAGCUUAAAUUAGCUUAAGUUCAUUGUCAAAUAUUGUUAUUAUGGCUAGCAUACACUUCACCGUUGGCACCACAGUCUCUGUACAAUUUGGCAAAAAUCUCAGUGCACAACUGAAUAAAAUAAAUCGUUUUUAUUUUAUUUAGCUCCCUUUGUCUUUUUAAGGUAGUAAAACAUAUUCUUGGAAACUUUUUGGUAACAAAACUGAAUAUAUCUUGUAUGUUUGCUUUGUUGGCUAAAUCCUUUUAACAACGUUGCCUUUUCUACUCUUGUCGUUGUAUAAUGGCAGCCUCUAGGUUUUGAACUCUUUCCUGUAUGAAGGAAUGUAGCUUUGACAUUGUUUGGAAUUGAAGUUAAAUGGUGUUGCAGUUCACAAAAGUACAUGAAUCCUUAAUGCAUACGGAACAUUCCAGGUUCUGUCAGUAAAUGAUUAUUUUUUUUACGAGGAGCUGAGCUGUAACACAUUUCCAUUCCUGUGCUACAAUACAAGAACAGAUGUGACAACUGAGGCAGUUGACCAAAAAAAAAAGAAAGAAAAAACAUAUUAUAUGUGAGUCAUCUGUAAGCGUUGGCUUGAGUCAAGGGACAUAGAAAUCCACAUGCCUUCAGCAUCUCCAAAUCCAUCUCAGAUAUACCUGCGAUUAAUAUACAGUAUCACAGAUUUACCCGUUGGCAUUGCAUUCCAAACGUUAUGCCGUUCAUUCUCCAUAGCCAGAGUCACGUCGCAAUACUGUAACUAAUAGUGGCAAAAAUAGCAGUCCUACUGGGAGUGCCUUUCCCUAAAUGUGUCAUGUUCGAACAAAUAGACAUCAUCUGGAUUACCUACCUCAUUGAGUGAUUGACAAAAAUAAUAGAAAAAAAGAUAUACAAAAUAGAAAAAAAAAGUCAAAUAAUUCCAAAAUAUUUGUUGGAAACUACAGGAGUUUGUUAUUGCUGUUCAUAGCUGGUUCAGUGGGAUAGCGGGUUCAGAUCAUAGGCUUUAGUUACACAUCAGGUAAAAGAGUCAGUGUGUCAGAGUGAUAGGACCCAUUCCAGCUCAAAGCAGGACGGAGGAAACUCAAGUCCUCUGGGAGUCCUGAGCUUUGUUAUUUUUAUGUAUUUAUUUAAUUUAACCUUUAUUUAACCAGGAAGGGCUCAUUGAGAUUAAAAUCUCUUUUUCAAGAGCGCCCUGGCCAAGAUAGGCAGCACCAAGUCAUUACAAAAAAAAUGACAGACAGACAACAUGAAAAACUACAAGUAAUCUAGUAGAAACCAUUGAAUUCACAAGAGUAUAAAACAGCAAAUUAAAAACAUUGACAGGUCAGGGAAUCAGCUUCAAAAGUUCUUCCAGUUUAAAAGCCCUUUUACCGAUUUCAGUUGGGACAUUUGGAACAGUUAGCAGGAUAAAGUCCAGCGAACGAAGAGAGUACCCACCACAUUGUACCCACCACAAUAAAAAGGUAGUAAACCCAAAAUGGCUUUGUAAAUAAAAGUAGACCAGUGACUGAGCCUACGAGUGACUAGAGAAGGCCAGCCAACCCUGGUAUACAAAGUGCAGUGGUGCGUAAGGGUUUUGCAGUUCAAAAUCAAUCUCAAAGUGCCAUGGUAAAGAGUGUCAAUUGAUCUCAAACACUGAGUGGAAGCAUUCAUAUAUAAAAUAUCCCCAUAGUCUAGUAAAGGCAUACAUGUAGCUGAUACGAGCCUCCUUCUGGCUUCAAAAGAAAAACAGGCCUUAUUCCUAAAAUAAAAUCCCAAUUUCAGCAGGUUCCAAAGAGGUUCUUAUAACACCGGUUUCUUGACUUGAUUGAUUAUCCCUUUUUUAUUUAAUCAUAUUUGAUGGUGUUUGUGUGUGUGUUCGGACUUGAGUCUGUGUGUACGUUGGUUUAUAUGCGCCUGUCUUUCAAUGUGUUCAAAAUAAAACUUUAAAAGUCUGUUAACUUAUUUUUAACGAUGCAUCUUGUUUUUGUAGGGAAAUAAUUCUAAAUGCCCUUUUGGUAAAACUAACUGAUUAUGUGUAUUGCACUAAAACAUUGACAAGACAUUUCUGAUUUUAUAGAGCUACUCUCAUGGAAGGGGAAGUGUUUAGAAAAACUAAACCGUCACUGCUGCACUGGGACACCGACGAUGGGCUAUCAUAGUUUGGGUCGGACACAAAAUGAUUAAUAGAUAUUAGGCGCUUUCUUGGUAUUACAACAGUGUUAAAACAGAGCUGCGGCGCCUAGGGCGAUGCGCCUAGGGGAGGGAUCCCCUCUGGGCCCUGAAGGACGGGAAGAUGAUCCAUUCAGAAGAGCAGGAUGAGGUGAGCUUGAUAAAGACUCACCCCGCUCCUGUACAAGGGACUGAAGACAGCCUUUUAACAAAGUGGCUUUUUAACAUGUUUUUCAUGUCUUAAAAAUGUUUUACCUUUGUUAGAUCAUUAGUACACAUUUUAAAUGGCCUUUACAGAUUUGAUGUUUUUACAAGGAAAGGACAACUAUAGUUGUUUUCAUUGGUUUUAACAACAUGUACUUUUUAACAAAUUUAAAUGUAACUUUCAAAUGCUGUGUUUUAUGCUUUUUUGCCGUUUUUAUGUGUAUAAAUGAUGUAAAAAAUGUAUGAGCUGUUUUUAAAGGAAUUGUACCAAUAAAACUUUUCCAAAAGAAAAAAAACAGUGUUAAAACAAGGCAAUACUCAGCCCUAAUAUUACUGACUGUACUGGUUUCCCCAGAAUUCCCUUUGCAAGCGAACUGUGAUAAGUUAAUGAUCAUAGAUCUGUAUACAGCUACUGGGCUGCUCCAUCCUGCCCCCCUCCCCCUCCCCCGGCCCAGUGUGUCCCACAGUGGCAAAAUAAACUUUGCUCUAAAUCGAAUUCACCUGUCUAUCGCAGGUAUAUCAAAACAUAGUAUUGCAUGUCUUAUAUGCAUGAAUGAAUAAUAUCCUCAUAUAUGUUUUUGAUAAGAUAAUGGCUAAUGUAUUGAAAGUGUACUACAACGUAAUUACAUGGGAGCAGAAUAUUACCUUUGAUUUGGCAAUAGUUUGAAAAUAAAAUGACAAAUGUUGAAAUUGUGGACAUAUUUGUGGAAGAUUCAUUGACCGGUUUUUGGUGCACUGUUGACUUUGAUGUUAAUUUGUUAAUGUUUCCGAUCAUUAUUAAAUUAUGUAAAUAUACACAAAG